Molecule: messenger RNA, 3712 nt
Organism: Falco peregrinus (peregrine falcon)
Lineage: Eukaryota; Metazoa; Chordata; Aves; Falconiformes; Falconidae
Gene: PALS1
Product: protein associated with LIN7 1, MAGUK p55 family member
Exons: 14
Coding region: 619-2646 (675 amino acids)
Biological process (GO): establishment or maintenance of epithelial cell apical/basal polarity; establishment or maintenance of polarity of embryonic epithelium; generation of neurons
Cellular component (GO): adherens junction; plasma membrane
Molecular function (GO): protein binding
Source: RefSeq, a predicted model, not a curated record
UGCUGCGUUUGGGCGAGGGGAGAAACUUGCGGUGUCCCCCCGGGCGCUGCUGAUCUUCUGGCAGUUCCGUUUGGAGACGGUGCCUGUGUGAAGGGGGCGCUUCGUACGGGUUUGUGAAGCUUUGCAGGGUCAAGUUGGCGGAAUAUGAGCAACUUCUAGUGUAUUUUACGGUCGGCAGCAGGUAACGCGCGUACCGGCCUUGGAGCGCCCGGUUCCCGCGGAGCGCUGGCAGUGGCGGCGCGGGCGCCCCCCGGACUGAGGCCGCGCUGCGGCGGGCGCUGCCCCGCCGGCAACAAAGACCGCGGGGACCGCCAGUUUGCUGGGACAGGCUGCACAAGGAAAUUAAAUUAACCCGCCUUCGACCUUCUUGGAAAACAUUUAAAAAAAAAUGCCUAAAAUAAUCGUGUUCUAACUUAGAUGUCUCGCGUGGGACAGAUCCCUGAAAAAGAACUUAAUGCGGAAUACUAAAAGCAAUUUUGUUCCUGGAUUUUUCAACAACUGUCCUGUGAUGGAAGGGAAAUAAUUUUUGACGUUAAAAUGGAUUUUACACAACAUAACAAAAACUGGCCUAAUAGCAGCAUUUUUGUUUGAAGAUAAUAACCCUUGUUACAGAUAAUCAUGACAACGUCUCAUAUGAAUGGACAUAUCACAGAAGAUUCUGACAGUGAAGCAAAAAAUGUGGAUCUUGCACCUCCUGAGGAACCUCAGAAGCACAGAGAAAUGGCUGUUGAUUGCCCUGGGGAUUUGGGCUCCAGGAUGAUGCCCAUGCGGCGGAGUGCUCAACUUGAACGAAUCCGUCAGCAGCAGGAGGACAUAAGGCGCAGACGAGAAGAGGAGGGAAAGAAACAAGAACUGGACCUUACUGCUUCCAUGAGGCUAAAGAAACUAGCACAAAUUCCUCCUAAAACUGGAAUAGAUAAUCCAAUAUUUGACACAGAAGAAGGAAUUGUUUUGGAGAGUCCUCAUUUUACUGUGAAGACACUAGAAGUGGACGAACUGUUAACUUCUCUUAAGCAUAUCCAGCAUGUUUUGGUAGACCCUCAGAGCCAAGAGGAUAUCUCUCUCAUUUUACAGCUUGUUCAAAAUACUGAUUUUCAGAAUGCGUUUAAGAUACACAACGCUGUAACAGUGCACAUGAACAAAGCCAGCCCUCCAUAUCCUCUCAUCUCCAAUGCACAAGAAUUAGCGCAAGAGGUACAGAGCGUUUUGAAACCCAGUCACCAUAAGGAUGGGCAGGAGCUUAACACUUUGCUGAAUGCCCCUCAUAUGCAGGCACUUUUACUGGCUCAUGAUAAGGUUGCAGAACAAGAAAUGCAACCAGAGCCUGUGACAGAUGAAAAAAUUUAUGAGAAUGUUGGUGUGUACGGAGGGGAGACAGUUAAAAUAGUUCGCAUUGAGAAAGCUCGGGAUAUUCCAUUGGGUGCUACUGUUCGCAAUGAAAUGGAUUCUGUUAUCAUUAGCCGAAUAGUGAAAGGAGGUGCUGCAGAGAAGAGUGGGCUGUUACAUGAAGGAGAUGAAGUUCUGGAGAUUAAUGGCAUUGAGAUUCGUGGAAAAGAUGUUAAUGAAGUUUUUGACUUGUUGGCUGACAUGCAUGGUACUCUGACCUUUGUAUUGAUUCCCAGUCAGCAGAGCAAGCCACCUCCUGCAAAGGAGACAGUUAUACAUGUGAAAGCACAUUUUGACUAUGAUCCCUCAGAUGACCCUUAUGUACCCUGCCGAGAGUUAGGCUUAUCUUUUCAAAAAGGAGAUAUACUUCAUGUGAUCAGCCAAGAAGAUCCAAACUGGUGGCAGGCUUACAGAGAUGGAGACGAAGAUAAUCAGCCACUGGCAGGCCUCAUACCUGGAAAAAGUUUUCAACAGCAAAGAGAAGCAAUGAAGCAAACCAUAGAAGAAGACAAGGAGCCAGAAAAAUCAGGAAAGCUCUGGUGUGCGAAGAAAAACAAAAAGAAACGGAAAAAGGUUUUAUACAAUGCAAAUAAAAAUGAUGAUUAUGACAAUGAGGAGAUUUUGACUUAUGAGGAAAUGUCACUGUAUCAUCAACCAGCAAACAGGAAACGGCCUAUUGUUCUGAUCGGCCCACAGAACUGCGGCCAAAAUGAAUUGCGACAGAGACUUAUGAAUAACGAAGUGGAUCGCUUUGCCUCUGCAGUUCCCCAUACUACUCGGAGCAGGCGAGAGACUGAAGUAGCUGGCAGGGAUUACCAUUUCAUUUCCCGACAGGCAUUUGAGAGUGACAUAGCUGCAGGGAAGUUCAUUGAAUAUGGAGAGUUUGAAAAGAACCUUUAUGGUACUAGCAUAGACUCUGUGCGGCAAGUAAUCAACUCUGGCAAGAUAUGUCUUUUAAAUCUUCAUACCCAGUCAUUGAAAACACUACGUAAUUCUGACUUGAAGCCAUAUAUUAUAUUUGUUGCACCACCUUCACAAGAGAGAUUACGUGCUUUGUUGGCCAAAGAAGGGAAAAACCCAAAGCCAGAAGAGCUGAGAGAAAUCAUAGAGAAGACGAGGGAGAUGGAACAGAACAAUGGCCACUACUUUGACACAGCAAUUGUGAAUUCUGAUCUUGAUAAGGCGUAUCAGGAGUUACUUCGGUUAAUAAACAAACUCGACACAGAACCCCAGUGGGUGCCCUCUACCUGGCUACGAUGAGAGAGUAAUUUCAAGGGACAAAUGGACUUCAAUCUAGUAAUCUUUCCAAGGAGAUCGUGUGUAGGUCUGCCCAAUUCUAGUAUAAAUGCAUGUGAGCCCUAGACCUCAGUGGCUGCUGCAUCCUUUGCCAGUGGAGUUGCGUAUUACUGGAAAAAUACGCUAAUCAGCUUGUGAGCCGAUUUAACUGAUGUAAAGAUUGUCCAAGUCUUCUUUCUCUGUGGUCUAGAAAUGGAGACCUUGUCAGUACUAAAUUCUAAAGCUUUAGAUAGAUUUUUCUAGCAACUACUUUUAUAUAUAAAUCUACCCUUUUUUACCUAGAAUCACCCUUAUGAAAUCAAAGUAUAUGUGUGUGUAUAUACAGUCCAUGCUGUCACAUAGUUAUAAAUAUGAAUGUUAUUUAACACUUAACUUAAUGACUUUAUGGGAUGUGAUGGUAGUUCAGGAGCGUAUUUCCACAGAUCAUUGGGCAGAGAAAUAAAUGUACACAUGAAAAACAUUAAUAUUAAUGAGAAAUCUCUCCUGUUCAAAAAAUAACCAGAAUGAAGAUGCUGCUCUGGUCUGGAGCUGCCCUGUGAGCUUGAGUUAAUAUUUUAAUUCUCGAACAUUCCACUUUCUAAUAGCACUGUAAUUGGAAAAUGUGUAUAAUGUAAAUAUUUCAAUCCUUGCGUCUUUUUAGUCAGACUUUUUAAAUCAGAUUUGACUGCACAUUCUUUUAGGUCCAAUCAAAGAUGAAUAUUAUAUUGAUCUUUUAGAUGUGAUAUUUUUAUGGAAUUUUCUUUAAAACAUAAUUGACUGAUGUGAGCCGCUGUUUUCCACAGAUCUGUAGAAAUAUUUAGAAAGGCAGAGGUUAUAUUUUUGUGAAGAAUAUAUAGUUAUAAGACAUGCUGCUUAAAAGUCAACUUAAGUUCUCAUGUUUUAUAACAGCAUACUGACUAAAACAGACUGAUGUGCUGAACAUUGGAAGAUAGUGGGGUUUUUAAUCUCUGCAAAUGGUUCAUCUUGUGGCUGUUGGUCUAAUGGAUAACUAACUGGAAUUAAAAUAGCUGAAUGUAGCUACUGUUAUAAA